CCCUGGUGGGGGUGCGCUGUUGGGAGCGGGAUGCUCCCUCGGGUGUGGAGAUGGACUAGCGCUCUGGUGAGGUGGGGCCGGUGGAGAGGGGCCCGGGCAGCUGUAGCGAAGGUCCAGCUCGCAGGUGAGCAGCUGCCGGUGCUCAGGGCUUCACUCGGCUGCUGAAGGACCAAGCAGGUCUGGAAACCUCAGAUCCUGAGCCGGUCAAGGCCAGUCCAAGAAGGAAACCUUCAACCUGAAGCCGCCGGGCCAGAGGUGGAAGGACCCGAUGGCCGCCAAAUCCCAGCCCAGCGCUCCCCAGCCCGGGAGUCCCGGCCGCGUCACCAACGGCAAGGCAGCGACUCAAGGCCAGUGGGGCCGCGCCUGGGAGGUGGACUGGUUCUCCCUGGCCAGCGUUGUGCUCCUGCUGCUCUUCGCGCCCUUCAUCGUGUACUACUUCAUCAUGGCGUGCGACCAGUACAGCUGCUCGCUGACCGCGCCCCUGCUGGACAUCGCCGCCGGCCGUGCCAGCCUGGCAGACAUCUGGGCCAAGACCCCGCCGGUGACCACGCGAGCCGCCCUGCUCUACACCUCGUGGGUGGCCUUCCAGGUGCUUCUGUACACGAUGCUUCCCGACUUCUGCCACAGGUUCCUGCCGGGCUACGUAGGAGGAGUGCAAGAAGGGGCCGUGACCCCGGCAGGCGCCGUGAACAAGUACCAGGUCAACGGCCUGCAGGCCUGGCUCAUAACGCAUCUCCUCUGGUUUGCCAACUCCCACCUCCUGUCCUGGUUCUCCCCCACCAUCAUCUUUGACAACUGGAUACCGCUGCUCUGGUGCGCCAACUUCCUGGGCUACACCGUCUCCACGUUCGCCAUGAUCAAGGGCUACUUCUUCCCCACUAAUGCCGAGGACUGCAAGUUCACAGGCAACUUCUUCUACAACUACAUGAUGGGCAUCGAGUUCAACCCCCGCCUCGGGGAGUGGUUUGACUUCAAGCUCUUCUUCAACGGGCGCCCUGGGAUCGUGGCCUGGACCCUCAUCAACCUGUCCUUUGCAGCUAAGCAGCAGGAACUCCACGGCCAGGUGACCAACUCCAUGGUCCUGGUCAACGUCCUGCAGGCCCUGUACGUGCUGGACUUCUUCUGGAACGAGACCUGGUACCUGAAGACCAUCGACAUCUGCCAUGACCACUUCGGCUGGUACCUGGGCUGGGGCGACUGCGUCUGGCUGCCCUACCUGUACACGCUGCAGGGCCUGUACCUGGUCUACCACCCCGUGCAGCUGUCCACCCCCCACGCCGUGGCUGUGCUGCUGCUGGGCUUGCUGGGCUACUACAUUUUCCGGAUGGCCAACCAUCAGAAGGACCUGUUCCGCCGGACAGACGGGCGCUGCCUCAUCUGGGGCCGGAAGCCCAAGGCCAUCGAGUGCGUGUACACGUCGGCAAACGGGCAGAAGCACCGCAGCAAGCUGCUGGUGUCAGGCUUCUGGGGCGUGGCCCGCCACUUCAACUACACGGGCGACCUGAUGGGCAGCCUGGCCUACUGCCUGGCCUGUGGCGGCGGCCACCUGCUGCCCUACUUCUACAUCAUCUACAUGACCAUCCUGCUCACCCAUCGCUGCCUGCGGGAUGAGCACCGCUGUGCCAGCAAGUACGGCCGCGACUGGCAGCGCUACACCGCUGCCGUGCCCUACCGCCUGCUGCCCGGGGUCUUCUAGGGGCCCAGGAGCUCCGGGAGCCCAGCACCCUCACCUUGAGACAGAGCGCCCGGCCUUGUGCCAGGGGGUUCUGGGUUCACCGCUGCCUCCCGCCAGCAGGCCGCGGGCGCCCUCUGGUCUGCCCCCAGGGCAGGAGGGACGGCCCUUUGUAACUGUACACGUGGGAGCCCAGGCUGCCGCUCUGCUCAGGCGAACCGCAGCUGAAGCCCUUCAGGCCAUCUUGUCCCCAAGGCGAGGACGGCUCUGACGCCUUCGAGAGAAAAGUGGGACCAGGAGCUGCAUGGAGCAGGCUGCCCACACCCACCUCACGUCCGCUCUGUGGCCGUGGGCAGGCCCUGGGGACAGCCCUCCUUCGCCGCCUGCACACUGGUAGCUGGUCAGCGGAGGGCCCGAGGGACGCCGCAGAGCCAGGGCGUCUGGUGGGUCUCCUUUUGCUCCUGCUGCACAGCCGCCAGGGGUGUGGCAUGGGGACCCCAGGGGUACUGCCUGUGCAGGACCAGCCAGCCCAGCUGUGGCCUUUCUGAACUAAGGUCACGGGCUCCCCGUGCUCGGCUCCGGGGAGGUCACCCACCAGCCUCGGCCGCCUGCCCGUGGAAGGUGUGUCCUGCCUGCUGCUGACCCUGUGUGACUCUGGCUCAGAGAGCGCCAUCCCAGGCCUCGCCGUGCCUUCGAGGACUCCCCGCUCUGGAGGGGCUCCCUUCCAGGGCUUUCCUUACCAGCACUGUCCCCGACUCAGGGUUUUCUGAAAGCUCUUUAGACCUGAUUCCACAGCACAGCUGCUCCUUCUUUUAUA
Urocitellus parryii (Arctic ground squirrel) is the source of this 2489-nucleotide messenger RNA. RefSeq names its product 7-dehydrocholesterol reductase (gene Dhcr7). The record is from RefSeq and is a predicted model, not a curated record. Gene Ontology annotation, cellular component: endoplasmic reticulum membrane. Gene Ontology annotation, molecular function: 7-dehydrocholesterol reductase activity. NCBI's taxonomy places the organism in Eukaryota, Metazoa, Chordata, Mammalia, Rodentia, Sciuridae. Gene Ontology annotation, biological process: brassinosteroid biosynthetic process; cholesterol biosynthetic process.